ACACUGGGUUUCAUAACUCUCUUCUUUUCAUCUACGCAUAUGAUCUAAUCACAACUGGGUUUUCAUCACCAUGAUCUAUAAAAAAAGGCAGGGUCAGAAGGUCUUCGAGCAACAUAUCCACAAGGCAGUUCGAGUCCCAAUGUCACAACCCUCCUCGACGUCCCUCCCAGGCUCUCAAGCGAGAUUCCCCGCCGGUCUUAUUCCAGCGCCGAGCCUCCAAAAUGGGAAUUAGCCCUCGCGAGCAAACCUUCACUAGACCUCCCAGAGAGAAGUAGUUCGGCCCCUUUCCCGUCAUCUGUGGGCCCAUCCAGGCAGAAUAGGAGUAUCUCGAAGAAAUUCGCAGAAAGUCAUCGACCAGUACGACAGGAAGGCGCUCACUAUUCUGAGAAUGCGCACUGGUUGUUUGUAUCCCCUGGCAUGACUGAUGAUGGACAGUUCGCAAGCAGAACAGUGCUGUCCCGAAAGAAGCCUUCACAGUGGGCUAUUUCAGACUAUGAUCGGUACCAAGACGAGGAAGAUUGCAGACCACCUGAUCUUCCAUGGUGGGAUAGCGCAGUAAGUGACGCAACGCGGUGGUACAAAGAACGCUGUAAAGCUUCCGGAUUCGAUAUUACUCAGCCGGCAAACCGUCAACGAGCCAUCACAGAGUGGUCGUCUGUCGUUGCUAGCACUAUCAAGCCCCUGCUGAAGCACAAUUCCUCUGGAUUUGUCAUUCAUCCAAAGUUGGCGAUCGUCACUGACGAGGAUAUAGAUUUCGCUCUCCGCAAUGAAUAUUCGUUUCAAGAUGGAGAGUAUGCCCCUGUGAUUGUCAGCCGCAGCGGUACUCAACAUGGUUCAGAUAUCAUCCGAGUGAAGACCGAGGAAGAGUGCGGUUCUCGCUCGUCGGCUACUUCUUCUCGUCUUGCGGUCCCCAAUGCGCAUUUGAUAAUUCAUUCAGAGUAUGCAUCAGACUCAGGUGCUCCACCAGCCGUCCAUACUCGGCUCGCGCUCCCUUCCGAUCCCGCACUUCUGAGCAAAACUUCCCCGGCCGUGUACGCCUUGUUCGACCCUGAAGAUACUGAGGCGCAGCAAUCAAUGCAGAGUGUCAUUAACCAGGCAGUUGAGGCUUUUGAUCAGUUUGAUCGUGAUCCGUACAGAUCGAGGGUUAUCGAAAAAGGCCUGAUGGGCCACUCUAGGAGAACUUGGAGUGAACAUACUCGAGAUCCGAUCGAUAAAAGCAAAUACCUCUCGAAAUACACGGCCGCCUUCCUCGCGAGCUUUUUUGACGAACCUGGCGAUAAUGAGGAAAACACCCAGGGGACAGUAUCCGGCGCAUAUUUGACACCGGAAGUGGUUUCCUUGCACGGACAUAAGAACAGCACGUGGGAAAGUUGCCUUGAAAAUGGUACAAUACAUCCAGCAUUUCUGUGUGAUUCGUCGUCCAUCAAGCAAGAAAUUACCGAAGAUGUGCAGGGGCGACUUCAAGGACUGUCAGGAUAUGGAGGACCAGAGUUUGAGACGCCGCCGCCACCUUAUGAAAGUCAAGAAAAUCUUCAGGAAGAUCAUUGGGAGGCUGGAUCAUUGUUCCUUGAUUUUGUGGAGGAUGGAGAAUCAAGUCAGCUCCCAAGUCGAAGGACUGGCGGUGUUAGAUCCGUGUUCUCCCGUAGUUUCUGGACGAGAGACCGAGGGACAGAUGGACGUGAAGACUUCCAAGACUCUAGGACUCCCAGAAGGUCAUUAAGGGCUUCUUUGAUAUUGAGACUGUUGGGGAACAGCGACCUGUCUGACCUUUAAGCCUUGAUGCAAAAUCUAAAGUCGAUCAUUGACCAAACUUCAUGCUGAGCUGAGCAGAAAAGUUGAAAAUUAUUAAUCAGUUGGUGUUCUGUUAUUGAUAGCAAGCCUGAUGUGCAAAAUGGUUCAGCAGUACAAUCCAUGGUAAAAUGCAUAC
This is a messenger RNA of Cryptococcus deneoformans JEC21, 1927 nucleotides long. RefSeq names its product RPN10-like protein, putative. Bases 418 to 1773 code for a protein of 451 amino acids. The record is from RefSeq and is a predicted model, not a curated record. The transcript is spliced from 4 exons. Lineage: Eukaryota; Fungi; Basidiomycota; Tremellomycetes; Tremellales; Cryptococcaceae.